AUGGUUCGCUCCGACUCUCUGUCGCACACUCCGUCGGCACUUGAGGUGGUGGGAAGGAACUCGGCUAGCGGGCUUGGGGCGGUUGCGACGCAGCUGGGACUGGUGGUUUCAACUGCGGCGCUGUGGAGGGUGUUGUACACGCAUCCUGCUGGACUCUUCACCUACCACCCUUCCUUCCAGUCCCUCGCAGUCCUCGGCUUCCUCGAAGGCAUCCUCCUUCUCCAGCCCCAACCUCCAAACGCAGCCUACAAGCGUAAAGGACUGCAACUGCACCAGGUCGUGCAGUAUACCAGCGGCGUCGCGAUCGUAGCGGGCGCGGCGUUCAUCGUGUACAACAAAGUCGCGCACGGAGCGAAACACUUCACGACGUGGCACGCCAAGUCCGGAUUGCUUACUCUCAUCCUCAUCGCCCUUCAACUCACAUUCGGUGCCGUCAUGGUAUACACGCCCCUCCAGCGCCUCAUCUUCAAAAGCGAGGAGCGCGCAAAGAAAGUCUGGAAAUACCACCGGAUGAGCGGCUAUCUCACACUCUUCUUCCUCAUCCUCACCCCGCUCCUCGCACUCGUGUCGGAUUGGGUGACGCAGAACUCGUCGAAAGCGGAGAGGUGGGUGAUUGGAGUUGGGUUGGGCGUUGCGGGAUUGGGGGCGUUCGGGAGGGUGCAGACGAGCAAGCUUGGUCUCAAGACUCGCUAA
This is a messenger RNA of Rhodotorula toruloides NP11, 693 nucleotides long. RefSeq names its product cytochrome b561. Bases 1 to 693 code for a protein of 230 amino acids. The record is from RefSeq and is a predicted model, not a curated record. Lineage: Eukaryota; Fungi; Basidiomycota; Microbotryomycetes; Sporidiobolales; Sporidiobolaceae. The transcript is spliced from 7 exons. Gene Ontology annotation, molecular function: transmembrane monodehydroascorbate reductase activity.